Capsella rubella is the source of this 817-nucleotide messenger RNA. RefSeq names its product coatomer subunit zeta-2. The transcript is spliced from 7 exons. Gene Ontology annotation, biological process: intracellular protein transport; intra-Golgi vesicle-mediated transport; retrograde vesicle-mediated transport, Golgi to endoplasmic reticulum. Gene Ontology annotation, cellular component: COPI vesicle coat. The record is from RefSeq and is a predicted model, not a curated record. Lineage: Eukaryota; Viridiplantae; Streptophyta; Magnoliopsida; Brassicales; Brassicaceae. The coding region runs from base 102 to 641 and encodes 179 amino acids.
AUGUUUUAGCUCUGACGUUUCGAUCCUGCGCUUUUGAUAUUUGAAUCCUCAAUUGCUUUGUCUCCGAUCUUGUAUUCCGGUACAUCUGAAGUCUAACAACUAUGUCUCAUGAUUCAUGUCCUUUAGUAAAGAACAUUCUUCUUCUAGACUCUGAAGGAAAGCGUGUGGCUGUCAAGUAUUACUCAGAUGAGUGGUCUACUAAUGCUGCCAAGUUAAGUUUUGAGAAAUAUGUAUUCUCAAAGACCUCUAAGACCAAUGCUCGCACAGAAGCUGAGAUCACACUGUUGGACAAUAAUAUCAUAGUUUAUAAGUUUGCCCAGGACCUUCAUUUCUUUGUUACUGGAGGUGAAAAUGAAAACGAGCUUAUCUUAUCUUCUGUUCUUCAAGGCUUUUUUGAUGCUGUUUCACUUCUUCUGAGGAGCAAUGUCGAAAAGAUGGAAGCCCUUGAGAACUUGGAUCUCAUCUUUCUGUGCCUUGAUGAAAUGGUCGACCAGGGGGUGGUUCUUGAAACGGAUCCAAACGUCAUUGCGGGGAAAGUAGCAAUGCAGAGCACAGAAGCUAGUGGUUCACUCUCUGAACAGACACUAACUCAAGCGCUAGCAACAGCUCGGGAGCAUCUGGCAAGAAGUCUGCUUACAUGAGUUUUAAUCAUGACCACACAUAUUAGAAGAAUGGACUUCAAAUUUCUAUGAUGGGCAACUUUUAUGAGUGAGUUUUGUCUUCCGGUUUCAAAACUUAAUAAAAUCUCUAAUGUUUAUGGUGGAAUGUUUUUUGGAGGAGACUGGAUUAUUGAAGAAGCAAAAUUUGAUUACUCUAA